Messenger RNA from Daphnia pulicaria, 695 nucleotides. RefSeq names its product mite allergen Der p 3-like. Gene Ontology annotation, molecular function: serine-type endopeptidase activity. Gene Ontology annotation, biological process: proteolysis. The transcript is spliced from 4 exons. Bases 258 to 515 code for a protein of 85 amino acids. The record is from RefSeq and is a predicted model, not a curated record. NCBI's taxonomy places the organism in Eukaryota, Metazoa, Arthropoda, Branchiopoda, Diplostraca, Daphniidae.
UCCGUAAGUCUGUAUAAACGAAUUCAAGCCAGACCGUCACUGUUUCUGUUCGAGCUUAUACUAGAAGUUGAAUGACACGUCGAAAAACGAACAACUGCGUAUGGAGCAGUGCAUCUAUCGAAAUCCUGUUGCCUGAUACAAUUCUGACUUGACACGAAUAAAAAGGGGAUUUUGAUUGUGGCCAUAUACCAGUCGAGCACCGUCGCUGGCAGCUUCUUCAACGCUCCACUCCUACAGAUAUAAUCUGCCAGCUCAACAUGCGUCUCACUUUAUUGACCACUUGUUUGUUUGGUUUCUUCGUAUUCGUCUGUCCGAAAUCAAUCGACACAAAUAUACAAGUGAGGUUCAACCUGCCCCACAUUUCAAUCAUCAAUGGAAUCCCAGCUCUAGCCGGUGAUUUCCCUUUCAUGGCAAGCCUAGUGCUCCCAUUGAACGCAAGCGUUGCUCGUUUCUGUGGUGGAACCUUGAUCGCAUCGUCUUAUGUUCUUACAGCAGCCCAUUGCGUUUUUGGGUAAGGCAUCCUGAACACUUAAUAUCCUCAGCCACAUAUUGGAAACGUUUUUCUUUGCUAAUGAAUCAUAUACAUAUCUUUCUCUAUAUUCAUUAGUCUGCCCAGUAGUGCCGUGAAUGGCUUCGUGUUCAUCAAUACAUUGAACAGGACUGGAGGAACCGGUUCCACCAAUAGAAGGGUAUCA